This is a messenger RNA of Salvia miltiorrhiza (redroot sage), 2130 nucleotides long. RefSeq lists its product as uncharacterized. The transcript is spliced from 2 exons. Lineage: Eukaryota; Viridiplantae; Streptophyta; Magnoliopsida; Lamiales; Lamiaceae. The coding region runs from base 1 to 2130 and encodes 709 amino acids. The record is from RefSeq and is a predicted model, not a curated record. Gene Ontology annotation, molecular function: RNA-DNA hybrid ribonuclease activity; nucleic acid binding.
AUGCCUAAGACUAAAGAUCUUGGGUUUAAGUCCCAUGGUGUUUAUGCAGUUACUCAACAGUUACUCCAUGGGGCCAGAUUAUGCAGCACCGCCCCCUCCGUCUCGCACUUAUUCUUCGCCGAUGACUCUAUCAUUUUUGGAAGAGCACAUUUUCAAGAAGUUGAUCUGAUAAAACACAUUCUUACCAUCUAUGAGGCUGCAUCAGGUCAAAAAGUUAACCUCGAGAAAUCAAGCAUCACCUUCAGCAAGAAAAUACCUAGGGAGGUCACUCUUGAGCUCUCGGCGAGGCUUGGGGUGCGACAUGCUGAUUCCCAUGGAACCUACCUGGGCAUCCCGAGUACUAUUGGAAGAUCGAAGAGGGAGAUUUUCCAAAUGUUGGAAGAUAGAGUUAGAAAAAAAUCAAAAGACUGGAAACGCAGAUUCCUUUCGGCUGCCGGAAAAAGCAUUCUCAUUAAAACAAUAUUGCAAGCAAUCCCGGUGUACCUAAUGAGCUGUUUUCUAAUCCCGGAGCAUGUUUGUAAACGCCUCAACUCACUUAGUGCUCAAUUUUUCUGGGGGCAAAGGCACGAAGAACGACGUAUUCACUGGCGAAAUUGGAAAUCUCUUUGUCGUGCUAAGUGGGAUGGAGGCUUGGGUUUCAGGGACAUUUCGUGCUUCAACCGUGCUCUUCUUGCCAAACAGGCAUGGCGAUUAAUCAGCAAGCCGGACUCCCCCCUUGCACAAUCUUUGAAAGCACGGUACUAUCCACGUAUGGAUAUUACCCAAGUCACUAAAGCCUAUAAUCCGUCAUACACAUGGAGAAGCUUGGUGACUGGUCUUGAUAUCCUUCGUGAUGAGCUGGCCUGGAGAGUGGGUAACGGGCUGUCUAUUCGGGUGGGUCUGGACAGAUGGAUUCCAAGUUCAGGGGGUUUCAAACCUGGACGUGCUCUUGAUGAUGAUACGGCCAACACAAAAGCUGCAGAUUUUAUUCUUUUUGAUAGAGGAACUUGGGACAUGGACAAACUUGGGCAAGUUUUUUCAAACUUUGAAGUUGAGAAGAUUGCUUCUAUCCCAAUUCGCCUAUCACCAACUCCAGAUUCAAGAUUUUGGCCCCACACCAAAUCCGGUACUUACACAGUCAAAUCGGGAUAUGCAACUGCCCUGUCAAAGGCUCGCGAAGAGGCCACUUCCUCGGGUCCUCUUCACCCUAUUUGGAAAUGGCUCUGGAAGCUUAAUAUUACCCCAAAAGUUAGACUCUUUAUGUGGAAAUGUUUGGAGGAUGCUCUUCCUUUGAGAUGUGCGCUGCGUCGCCGAGGAUUGGAUUUGGAUCCCACUUGUGCUAGGUGCGGGGAAAGCGACGAGACUAUUGAACAUGUUUUUCGGGACUGUGCUUGGACGACUUUCUUCUGGAGAUCUUCUUCUCUUCGACUUUCCAUCGAGCAAGCUGACCGUGAACUCUGCUUCCUAGCUUGGAUUUCCCAGAUUCAACUCGUGGACAAUGCCGACUUCCACCGCAUCUUUUGCACAUUCCUUUGGGUUAUCUGGUAUGCUCGCAAUUUGCUCAUCUUCCAACAUAAGGAACUCUCACAUUUGGAUUGCUUUAACCUGGGUAUGAAACACCUCCCUUUGAGCUUGCCGCAUCGGAGUCUGCCUAAGAUGCAAGACCAAUCUUUGGAUGUGGUACCGGGCUUUUGGAGAGUUUGGUGCGAUGCGGCCUUCAAGCCAGACAUUGGAGUUGGGCUCGGAGUGUUUAUCACAGACGACAAUGGAAUCCUCAUGGGGUGUUGCUACAAAUUCCUCCACUCUUCCGUCGAUGCUGAAAUUGGGGAAUGUCUCGCUAUUAGGGAAGGUGUCCUGUUGGCAAAGCGACUUCGAGGAAGAGCCAUUAUCAUCAAGACCGAUUGCCAAUCUGCCUUCUGUCGGCUUUCUUGCAGCGAGAGCGACCUUUCGAUUACGGGUGGAGUUAUCCAUGAUAUUAAGGCCCUCACUAAAGAGUUUGAUAAGGUGAAAUUCAGUUGGACUAGAAGAUGUGAAAACUCUGUAGCUGACCAACUCGCAAAAUUUGCUUUACACCACUGUUCUUCUUGUGAUUUGGUCUCUACUCUCCCUUCCUUUGUACGCUCUUCUCCUUCGGGAGCUGUUUCUAUCUAA